GAAGUAAUGUUCUAAGAAUGUCAUCAGGCACCCAAAUAAAACCAAAGACUGCAGUACAGAAAAGCAAGACAUCUUCUCCUUUGCCAUGUUCUCCAGAACCUGCAAUUAAAGCGCAGCCAAAGCCUAGUGACAAGCUGAACCCUAAAACUAUCGAUCCGUUUGGUGUUCAUUCUCGACCACUUUCUGCAUUUGCUGCUAUAUAUGCUAAAGGUGGCAUUCCAUGCAGGUUAGUGCAUGGCUCAGUAAAGCACAGACUGCAAUGGGAAUGCCUUCCUCAAACUGUUCCCUUUGAUCCGCUUCUUGUAACUUUGGCAGAGGGUCUGAGAGAGACAAAACAUCCCUAUACAUUUGUUUCAAAGGAGGGUUUUAAAGAAUUACUCAUGGUUGAAGGUGCUACUGAAAAAGCAAUUCCCUUGUUGCCUCGUCUAGUUCCAGUGUUAAAGGCUGCAGUGGUAUGUCUUAAUCUUCAUGCAGAGAUUUUCAUGG
This is a messenger RNA of Balearica regulorum gibbericeps (East African grey crowned-crane), 486 nucleotides long. The record is from RefSeq and is a predicted model, not a curated record. Lineage: Eukaryota; Metazoa; Chordata; Aves; Gruiformes; Gruidae.